CCGGGUGCCGGCGGCGGUUCGGGUCAUGACCUGAGCGGCGCGCGGACUCAGCACGAUGAGCGGCUGGCUGCUCCGACGCGCCUGGCCAGCCGGUACUGUCCUGCUGCUCGCCGCACUACACUCCGGAGGCCUCGGUUUCGUGGUUCAGAAAGCAGGACCUCCACAUCCUGACGCUGGGGACGCACAGCUUCACCACCGACAGCCGCUUCAAGGUGCUGCACGACGCCGGCAGUCACGACUUCAUACUGCGCAUCCAGGCUGUGAGGACGCGGGAUGCUGGCGUCUACGAGUGUCAGGUCAACACCGAACCCAAGCUCUCCUGGCCGGUCACACUCACCGUCCAAGCCCCGCACGCCAAGGUGGCCGGCCCCACCGACCUCUACGUCCAGCUGGACAGCAACAUCAACCUGAGCUGCGAGCUGCGCGUGCUGGCCGAUCCGCCGAUUACGCUCACCUGGCUGCGGGACGCGGCGCCGAUCGACCUCGGCUCGCCGCGCGCCGGCAUCAGCAUCCAGACCGAGCGCACCAACCAGGGCAGCAGCAGCUUCCUGGUGAUCUCGCGCGCCCGCCAGCGCGACUCGGGCAACUACACGUGCCGCCCGAGCGAGGGCCGCUCGGCCGCCGUCCGGGUUCACGUCAUCGAUGAUGAGCACCCGGCCGCGAUGCAGACCGCUGCCGGGGACCGACUGCGGCCAGACGCGCUGCUGCUGACGCUGCUCAUCCUCCGACUGGUCACCCGGUGACCUGGCACCUGACCUCUGACCCCGGGUCACGCCGCUGCUGCUGACGCUGCUCAUCCUCCGGCUCUCCGGCUGGUCGCCCGCUGACCUGGCACUUGACCCCUG
Molecule: messenger RNA, 845 nt
Organism: Pollicipes pollicipes
Lineage: Eukaryota; Metazoa; Arthropoda; Thecostraca; Pollicipedomorpha; Pollicipedidae
Product: hemicentin-1
Biological process (GO): synapse organization
Cellular component (GO): neuron projection membrane
Source: RefSeq, a predicted model, not a curated record